CUGUGUCAGCAGAGGUUGACGGAUGUGAUCUGGGAACGAGAAGGAUGAACAAACCUGGGAACAAGUCCAAGAUGGCGGCGCUCACGAAGGGUUCCCUACUGAGGAACGUCACCCAGGUCCUGCAAACGUCGGUGCGGACGAAGCUCUACAAGAACGAGACGCCGCCGCCACCGCACCAGGUCUGGCCGGAGUUCCCCAAGUCCCCGGACCAGAUGGCGGAACGCGCCCCGCCACUUCACGCCGUCUGGAGGGUCAAAUCCACCAUCCGUCAGCCGUAUUGGAUAAAAGAUCUCGUCAAGGAGAUGAAACUUGACCAGAUGAGGAAGAUGUACGUGUUUAGGAACACACCGAGCGUCAACAACAAGCUGUGGCAGAUCAAGCACCUCAUACGCAUCGUUCCCGUCAACCUGAAAAACGGUGUGCCCCGACCGGAGGAAUAUGACGGCUGCUACCUCAAGUCCAACGGCGAGCUGGUCAUCAGAAAGAGGCUGGAGCCGCUGGUCGAGCUCCCACAGCUCUCGGAGGGAGAGACGGAAGAAAUUCACCAGACGAAGCCAAUGAUUGGCAGGCCCCGAGAUGGCCAUGGACACACGUAUGAAGUCAAACUCGGGGACUACAGUACAUUAGCAGAGGAGAGAAGAAGUGAUGAGGGGGAGAUCUUCAAAAUGUCAUAGCACUGAAACUAGAUGAAGUUUGUAUAGAAUAAGCCUAGAAUUCAUCCUACUCUAGCUCCGGUUUGCUACUAUACUUCAAUCAUCUCCUUGGCUGAAAAGUUUGGCACCUCUUAGUAGAGAAAUAAUUGGAAUUUAAAUAUUUCAAUACAGGAAAGGCAAGUGACCUGAUUGGCUCUGAGUCACACAGGUCUCAUAAUAGCAUAGUAUUAGUAAGUGGGUUGAAACAAACAUGUGAAAGUUUGAUCCCUGUUACAAUGCUUCUGACAAGUGUUCCACACCAGGUGACAUACAGGGCAGUGGUCAUCUUCAUUUCUGUAGCCCUUGAACCACACAAGCAAGUACUAAGCCAGAAAAAAGCAGAAUGUACCGUUUUGAAAAAAAGUGUCUUUGGUAUGACUUGACCUACCAAAUGCAAGGCAAACACUCUACUCAAUCGGCCACUGCACCUUUUACAAAUCCAGUAUACUGCUUGCCUUUGUGAAUCUGUAUCAGAAUGUAUACAUAUUUAAGUCAUUUUUGACAGUUGCUUGUGACAGCAUUAGAAUUCGUGUUAGAUCAGGCCUCAGUCAUACAUAAGUAAAUACCAUAGAAAAGAUAUCAGAGGACAUCUCAACAUGAAUAAAUCAUGACAAGUCUGUAUGUAUUGUUCAUGUGUUUCUUUUUCUUAUUGUAUUAUUGGACCAAAAUCUAGAAAUGACAUUUUUGAAUAAAGAAGA
This is a messenger RNA of Branchiostoma floridae (Florida lancelet), 1390 nucleotides long. Its product is annotated as 39S ribosomal protein L30, mitochondrial-like. The record is from RefSeq and is a predicted model, not a curated record. Gene Ontology annotation, biological process: translation. Gene Ontology annotation, cellular component: large ribosomal subunit; mitochondrion. The transcript is spliced from 3 exons. Bases 45 to 674 code for a protein of 209 amino acids. Gene Ontology annotation, molecular function: structural constituent of ribosome. Lineage: Eukaryota; Metazoa; Chordata; Leptocardii; Amphioxiformes; Branchiostomatidae.